Messenger RNA from Puntigrus tetrazona (Sumatra barb), 2028 nucleotides. Its product is annotated as mixed lineage kinase domain-like protein. Lineage: Eukaryota; Metazoa; Chordata; Actinopteri; Cypriniformes; Cyprinidae. Gene Ontology annotation, molecular function: ATP binding; protein kinase activity. The record is from RefSeq and is a predicted model, not a curated record. Gene Ontology annotation, biological process: cell surface receptor signaling pathway; protein phosphorylation.
AAGGAAGCCGCCUUUAAAGCUAGUAUAUCAGCAGAGGAGGAGCUGUCACUCACGCGUGUCAGACUUUCACCGGUUCUGAAGCGGCUUAUAAACAGCAAUGGACAUCAUAGAACCGAUUCUAACCAUCGCUAAAGAGCUGUACAGCCUUUGUGAGGAGGUCAAAGCCAAUAAAAAGCGUUGCAGGCGUCUGGCUGACCGCGUAUCCGCUCUGGUUGGGCUGGUGACGGCUGUGAAGGUUCAUGGCUUUGGGGCUGAACCCGAACAGGUUAGAAAUGGCCUUGAAAAUCUAAAACUCACUCUGGAGUCAGCAGAGCAGGUAGUGAAGAAAUACACUUCCCUCGGCUAUUUGAAACGCGUCGCCAAAGCUUACGACCUCGGCGAGGAGUUCAGCUGCCUGAACGAGAGGCUGAAUGAUGCCGCUCAGGUGCUUUCUCUAGCGCUCCAGGUCGAGCACAGAGCGAGUAUAGAGAAAGUGUUUCAGGAAGCGACAAGGCGGCGGGAAGAUGAAGAGGACAGGAAGAGUGACUCUCUGGAACUUCGAGAACUGCUUAAAUUUGAGAGCAAGGAAACGAACACAAUGGUUGACGCUGCACAUAAGACAGUUGACCAAACAAAAGAUGUGCAGGACAUUAAAGAGAUCCUGGAAUCAUUGAAAAAACCUGUCCUUCAUUUACAAGACAUCAGAGAGAUUAAACCAGAAGAACUGACUUACAGUGUUCCUUAUGAACCCCUUAUGAAGAACAAGCAUUCAGAGCUUUACAAAGGGACGUACAACAAGUUCACCGUGGCCAUCAAGAGAUACUCAUGUCCGCUGUGCACCAGCCCCAGUGAGCUGAGGAGUGUUUUCAACAAGGAGGUGGAGACCAUGAAGCGUUUUGAGUCGCCCAAUAUCUUAAGAAUGUUUGGGAUCUGUGUCGAGGAAGAGAACGUGCGACCAAAUCCCAGUUACCUGAUAGUCAUGGAGUACUGUGAAAAGGGAAGUCUUCGACAAGUCCUGGACAGCAAGUGCAAUCUACCCUGGGAGAGAAAGACACAGAUGUGUCUGGAUGCGGCUCAGGGACUCUACAGGCUGCAUCAGUCAGAAGAGAAGUUUAAAGUGCACGGCUCCGUCAGAAGCAGUAGUUUUCUGGGCCGCUGGCUACAGAGUGAAGGCUUUGAGUUGGCAAAAACAGAAACUUCUCUUCUGAAGAAUAAAUCCAAAAGGAGUGGUGCUUUCCAUUACAGCUCUCCACAGCAGCUUCAGAACAUCAACUGUCCUUACAACAAGACGUGUGAGAUCUACAGUUUUGGCAUUGUCUUGUGGGAAAUUGCAACAAGAGAUGUUCCUUUCAAAGACUGUACAAGCCCCGAUCAGAUCUUCCAAAAAGUGUUUGUAGAGAAGGUCAUGGAGCCGCUUCCAGCAGACUGUCCUAAAAAGCUGAAGGAGCUGAUCAAUGCCUGUCGAUCGUUUGAGCCCUUCCUACGACCGACCGCAGGAGCAUUGGUCGACAUGCUCCUGAAAAUGGUGGAAGAAUGAUGAUUAAUGAUGAAUGAAGCACAUCUCCUUCUGUAACUAUAACUACUGGCAAAGUGUCAAUCUGUUACUAUCUAUUCCUUUCAGGAAUAUUCCCAAAAUCAGGAUAAACAUAUCAUUUAAACCAAUACUGAACUAUUGGUUGAUUUACCAAAUCCUUGCUUACUUGCAGUAGCCUACAUGAUGAAUAUACUGUAUAUGAUCCGUUAUUUUUUUUUUAACUGUUAAACAACAUACUUCUCUGUAUAUGUGUAUCAAGACUUUUUUCUGGUUGUUGUUGGUUUUUAAUUAAUUGUUGUCAUUAGUAUUAUUAUUAUAAAUUGCUCAUUAAUGAGGUUUGUACAGUAAUAGGCCUAUAUUGCGGAAAUAUAGUUUCAUUGCUGACAUAAAUAUCUGUUAUAAAUUGGAGACAUAUAAAUAUGGAGACAAACAGCUAAAACCAGCUACUUCCAGUUUAUAUCAGCUACGACCAGCCUAGGCUGCUUAUAUCUGUUUUGUUUUGUUGUUUUUUUUGG